AUGACACAAACCCGAAAAAUGGCGAAGAAGCCGAUGGAUAUGCGCUCAUUAAAUGGGCCUUUAAGUGAUAUACAAGCAAAAAACACACACCUACUAGCUGUCCAGAGAGAUUAUAUAUCACAACCACGAUUAACAUAUAACACAGUCUCUGGUGUGAAUGGUCCUUUGGUAAUUCUUGAUGAUGUCAAGUUUCCCAAGUAUGCUGAGAUCGUGCAACUCACAUUGGCUGAUGGCAGCGUUAGAAGUGGACAGGUGUUGGAAGUCAGUGGAUCAAAGGCUGUGGUUCAGGUGUUCGAAGGCACUUCAGGAAUAGAUGCAAAACACACAACAUGCGAGUUCACAGGAGACAUCUUGAGAAUGCCAGUAUCAGAGGAUAUGUUAGGUCGUGUAUUUAAUGGCUCUGGGAAACCCAUUGACAAAGGUCCGCCAGUGUUGGCAGAAGACUUUCUUGAUAUUCAAGGCCAGCCGAUCAACCCGUGGUCUCGUAUUUACCCCGAGGAGAUGAUUCAGACUGGUAUCUCGGCUAUAGACACUAUGAACAGUAUUGCCAGAGGACAGAAGAUUCCAAUAUUCUCAGCUGCUGGAUUGCCACAUAAUGAAAUUGCUGCUCAGAUCUGUCGACAGGGUGGAUUGGUGAAGCUGCCAGGGAAGAGUGUGUUGGAUGACCAUGACGAUAACUUCGCCAUUGUGUUUGCUGCCAUGGGUGUAAACAUGGAGACAGCUAGAUUUUUCAAACAGGACUUUGAAGAAAAUGGCUCCAUGGAGAAUGUGUGUCUGUUCUUAAACUUGGCUAAUGAUCCCACCAUUGAGAGGAUUAUCACGCCCCGUAUUGCCCUGACCGCGGCCGAGUUUUUAGCAUACCAGUGUGAGAAGCACGUGUUGGUCAUCUUAACAGACAUGUCAUCAUACGCUGAGGCUCUUCGAGAGGUCUCGGCAGCUAGAGAGGAGGUACCAGGUCGUCGUGGUUUCCCUGGUUACAUGUACACCGAUUUGGCAACUGUGUACGAGCGGGCAGGUCGAGUAGAAGGUCGCAACGGCUCCAUCACUCAGAUCCCCAUUCUCACCAUGCCAAACGAUGAUAUCACCCAUCCCAUCCCUGAUUUGACUGGAUAUAUCACUGAAGGACAAAUUUAUGUUGACAGACAACUACACAAUCGACAGAUUUACCCACCGAUCAAUGUAUUACCAUCGCUGUCUCGAUUGAUGAAGUCUGCUAUUGGGGAUGGAAUGACACGAGAAGAUCAUGCUGAUGUCUCCAACCAGUUGUAUGCAUGCUAUGCUAUUGGUAAAGAUGUUCAGUCUAUGAAAGCUGUGGUUGGUGAAGAGGCUUUGACACCAGAAGAUUUACUGUAUUUAGAGUUCCUGACCAAGUUUGAAAAGAACUUCAUUUCACAAGGUCAUUAUGAAAAUAGAACAAUUUUCGAAUCUCUGGAUAUUGGGUGGCAGUUGCUGCGAAUUUUCCCGAAAGAAAUGUUGAAGCGAAUUCCUCAGGCCACGCUGUCCAAAUACUACCCACGUGACGCACAGAGGUCACAGAAAGCUCACAAAGAGGUCACAUCAUUGUAAUAGAAAAACAGUACUAAACAAAUAUAGUUCUUCUUUCUUUGCCUACCAUUCAUUGCCAUAUACAUUCAUGAAGCCAGUCAGUUGAGAUGGUGAACCUUGUGUUACUGUGUAUUAGAGUAAGAGUAUUCUUCCACAGGAUUCAUUUUUCAGUCAGCUGAGGUCAAGAGGACCCUAAAUGGAAUGGAGUAUUUGGAAAACGGUGGAAUCUAAAAAAAAGAGCUGUAUAUCCUUUGAAACAUAUUAUUUGAAUCUGGAAUAAAGAAUAAUCAGAGUUGGGUUUUUUGUGUGUGAAUAAUGUGCUGGUUUUUGGGGGGUUUUCAUAAGUACUUUAGAAGGUAUGAAUUGUUUUCUUUAAAUGGCUACUUUCAGUACAUACGUUUUGUCACGAGCACCCGCUAAUUAUUUGAUUGGUUCCUGCCUUAUUACAUUCGUUUGAUGUUAAAUGCAAAAACUAGGAUUGUGAGCUUUUUAUAAUAUCGGAGAAUGCUUCCUUCAUUUGAAUGCUGGGUUGAUAAUAACUUUUGUUAGUUAUUAGUUUCCUUCACCUUUCAUUUUCUGAAUAUAAAGGUUGCGAGGAAUGGCAUAAUGUUUAGUAUCUAUAUUUAUCUAAUAACAAAUGCAUCUCGAUACUAUCCACGGAAUAUCAUUGUAUAAGAUUCCAGUUUUCCCCAAGACAAGUUAAAUUAAUUCCAUCAUAACUGAAAUUGUCAGUUUAUGUGAAAUUUGUAGUAAACUUUCCACUGUACCAAGUAUUUCUUGUAUGGCAAUGAAUGAUACUGUAUUAUUGUAGGUUCUUAGUGUGUAUGUUAGUUUGCCCAAGUAAUGUGACCAAGAGCCAGUUAUCCAUAGAAAACUGAGUGUAUUGUGAAAGGACCCAGUAAAUGAAUGGAGUUUCUAGUCUAACACAUCUGAAAUAUUGUGUAAUAUGUUUUGCUCAGUUGAUAUUUAAUCCUGAUAUUUUUAGUUGAAUAAAAUAUUUUUUAUUGUGCAUUCGGAAAAAAGCUAUCAUAGAUAUCUGAAGUUGCAGGAUUAAAAAAAUAUAUAUAUACACUGAUUAGUGAAAAUGCUUUUUUUUCAUCAAUAGAUAAACUGUAAAUGUUUUAGAUAUUUCACAUGAACAGUAUAUGGUGUUAUUAAAUUGCGAAUAUUAUGAUUUGUUAAAGAAACUGGUAGUGUUAAUAAUUUGUAAAAAUAGAUAUGCGUGACAUCACAGAAAUCAAUAUUUGUAUAAUGUAUGAUCAUUUUUAACUUGAGGACCAAAUUUAUGAGUAACAAAUUUUCAGAUAAAAAUUUCCUACCUCAUCUAUUGGCAUUAAUAUUUCAGCUUUCAAGAAAUCUAUGAAAUUGGAUCCUGUAGAACGAAGUACAUAAGUACAAUUAAAAUUAAAAUUCUAUGUAACCCAUAUGGUUGUGCUAGUCUAUUGUUAGUUUUUAAUAACAACCAGUCACUGUGUAGGCUAUCACAUUAGAUAAGGAUUAAACCGUUAAAGCAAAUAGUUUUUUGUGUCAUAAUUAGGUAGUUGAGAUUUUUUUUUUUUGUAAUCAUUCUGAUGUUACACAUUCCUAUAUAUACGUGAGAUAAUUAAUGGAUUACUUCAAUGCAUGACAACUUGUAUUACAUUGGUAAAAAAAACAGGCUUUGAAAUAAGUCGAGAAUGGUUGAUUAUGUUACCUGUAGAAUACCACAUAUCUAGAAAGAGAAAAUCCUAGUAAACAAAAACCACACUGUUUAAAUAUUAAUGAGUUGUGAGUUCCUCAAAAAUAGGAUACACAUCCCCAAGUAUCAGUACAGAGUGGAUAUGAAUGAAAAAGUGUUGGUGUGUCUCUGAACGGAUUUUACAGUGAUAAUAAUGAUAAUUGUAAACUUGAUAAGCAUAUCAUAAUCUAUAGGUUACCAAGCUCAUACUUUGUUGUAACCACACACACUGCUUAUUUCGAUGCCUGGAAAUAUCCAAUGUUUUUUGGUUUUUUUAGCUCAAUGUAUAAAUUAAUACAUGUACAGACAUUCCAUCAGUUGAUGUGUAAUUAGGAUAACAUUGUCAUGUAUAGUAUAUAUAUAUAUAUAUAUACUUGGUCAUAAUUUUAACUUUGUCAUAAUAUUACACUUGUAUGAUAUGAAGGCACACUGACUGCAUUCUGCAUUUUAUGGACAUGUAUUUUUUGGUGUUUUUUUCCGUUACUCUAUUAAAAGAAAAGUAGAUUAGUUAGACCCAUUAUCCACAGCAAUAUGCAAGAAAUCAAAAUUAUAAUAUGUUAAUUGAUUAAUUUGAAGAAUAACGUGACUACAUUUACAGGUUUUCUGCCAGAAAAUAAUUUGAGAGUACAUAAUAAAAAUAAAACGGAUCAUAAGUUUUCCUACCAGAUGGUUAUGAGCUUUGAGCUUGAAAUCUGUUGAAACUGGACACAAUAUUUCCUGUACGUUGACAAAUUUUAAACAGCAAUUCUCUUGCUAUAAUAUUUCUAAAAAUUAUCAAAAAUAUAUUCGUUAAUUUCCAAGAUUUUGGGGGGUGUAAUUUUACCCUUCAUACCCUAUGGCAGAAACCCUAAUUUAUACUGAUUACAAAUUUUAAUGUAUUGCUAGAAGUCAGAUUCAGAAAAAUACCAUUGAAAUGUUUAUUGGAGUAUUGGUAGCCAUGACUUGCGUUUUGAAGAUGGGGUAUAUGAAUUUUGCUAUUUGCUGUAGUUACUAAAGUAGUGUAGCCCUCUGUGUACUCUAGAACUAAGUUUUGGAAGAUGUAUAUAUAUAUAAGCAAUAUUGAUUUGUACAUUUCAUGGUGUUUUGUUAUAUCACAAUCACUAAUUGUAAAUAUAGGUGUAUUGAUGCGUUACAGUGAAAGAAAAAAAAAAAUGAUGCAGUUUAUAUGUUAAUUAAAAUGUUGAACUUCUGGAAAGUUUAAAAAAAAAAAAAAAAUGUGAUAGUUUGCCUUGCUGGUGUAUACAUUAAUGCCAUGACCUACAUUAUUAGCUUAUCCAUCUUUUAGUAAAAUAUUUUAGUUUGUUUUGCCUAUGAACAAAAGUUUCUGUCUGUGAAGUACAUGUAUAGGUGGUAUGAAUUCAUUGGCAGAAAUGGCAUAUUUACCGGUAUAUCAGUUGGUAUUGAGUUUUGUGUUAAACAUCAUUUCUCAGAUAUAAGUGCUAGCUCAACCAUCGUAGGUCAUUACUGUACAUUUUGGAUGUUCAUUCCGAUGCUUGUCUUGAUAAUACAGUAAAUGAUGUAGUUGAUGGUCCGGUAACUAAUCAUUCCUGUGUUGCUUCAGUUUAUGCCACUUUUGUGUGUUUUAGCCCUGUUCUUUUCAGAAGUUAUAAGUGCAAGAUUAACCAAACAUUACAUGCACAUUGCUUAUGAGUUUACUCACUUAUGUGUAUAUAUAUAUAUAUAUAUAUAUAUAUGUGUGUACAUCGAAGGUAAAGGUCACAAAAUUGGUGCAGGUUUAGGGUACGGUUUUGGGAUGUAGGGCAAGUUGACAUAACAACGGGUAUUCAUUACGAAACUUUGAACACACAUGGAACAUUUCACAUUUUCUAAACUAAUUCAGUGUGUAAGCAAAGAAAUCACUGUAAUCAUUUUUAUUUGUGGUGGUCUAAAUACCAUGACAUACUGUGCCCAGUUAGGUUUAUUACUUUUGCUUGUGUUUUAAUUAGUAUGUACAUAAUGUCUGGUUGAGGGUAUUUCUAUUUUAAUGGUUGGUAUUUUAUCUUUUUUAAAUCUAUUUCAAGAAAUUGUAAGGUUUGGCGGGCUAUCGGACAGAAUGAAUGAACUUUCUAUGUGUACUGAAGGAAUUACCUUAGGUAAUAUCUUGUGUCAGCUGUCAACAGUUAUGUGUAAAGUAAUUGUAUUAUUGAUUAUGCAAGGUCUGUUAUUUGGGCCGAGGAAUACUGGACCAAUGAUUAUUUUAUUUACUCGUUGCUUGUGCAAGACUAGUUUUGCAUAACCAAUUUUUUUUUAUUCAUUAAUUUUAGGACAUGAUAUUCAUGGUCAUAACUGGCUAUGUAAAGUGAAAUGGGUUACCUGAAAUGCUUUUGGAUAACCUGUAAAUGGAUUACCGGUAUGCAAAUUUCAAAGACCUAUAUUUAGUGUUCAUAUUUGGUAUUCGGGGUACAUACAUAUUAGACAUCUUAUUAUUGUGACAGUGUAAUCAUAAAUAAUAAUCUUUUUGUUCAAGAAUUAGAAUUUUAUGCCAGGAAACUACACUCAAGUGAUGAUUAAUUAGAUUAUAGUAGAAAUGUUUAUUGGUUAGUGUUUAUACAGAUGACAUAUAUACACGUGGACGAACGUUAAACACCUCCGUUAUUUUCAUUGUCUUAUUCAGAGAAUCAUGUGCCAUAAAGAAUUUUGUUUAUGACAUGUCACGAGAAUGAUUUAUAUAAUCUUUAAUUAUUUAUGUUGUUAAAUUAACUCCAAAUUGCAUUUUAUCAUUUUCAACGCAAGCUAUAAAGCACUCAGUAAUCUAUAAUUUGUAACAUGAAGCUCCCUUUAUGGACAUAACCAUUUUCAACACUAUUUAGAUUUUUAAUCAGAAUUGUUUGGGUUUUUUUUUGUUUUUUUUGCUCUGGCAUUAAACUAUACAUAUGUGUGCAAGUGUGUGUAAAUAGUUCAGCUUUUUCCCUCUGAUUAACUUUUUCUUUAAGAUUGUCAGAUUUUGCCCCUGAUGGGCAUACAUGAACUAAAUUUGAACAGAAGCAUUAAAAUGUUCCUUGUGGAAUUUUGGAGUAUGCCGAUACAUACUCCCUAGGCUGAUGAUGCAUUUAAUACACUAUACUCUGUGAACUAAUGAGGAUCUUUGACUUAAUUCAUCAUUCAACUGUAAUCAUUGUUGUGCCACAGUGAUCAACAAGUAGGUAAUUACGAGAUGUGGACAGUGUUAGCUGUGUAGUAUCACACAACCACAGUUAGCCAGUGUGUAAAGCAGCAGUAGUAUGUCACGUGUAUGUAAUCUAGAUAUGUUACUGUCACAAGUGGGUCUUGUGUUGAUAAUAGCAUCAGAUAAUAAACAAACUAUUAUGUAA
This is a messenger RNA of Gigantopelta aegis, 6573 nucleotides long. RefSeq names its product V-type proton ATPase subunit B. The record is from RefSeq and is a predicted model, not a curated record. The coding region runs from base 1 to 1566 and encodes 521 amino acids. The transcript is spliced from 14 exons. Gene Ontology annotation, molecular function: ATP binding; proton-transporting ATPase activity, rotational mechanism. Lineage: Eukaryota; Metazoa; Mollusca; Gastropoda; Neomphalida; Peltospiridae. Gene Ontology annotation, cellular component: proton-transporting V-type ATPase, V1 domain. Gene Ontology annotation, biological process: ATP metabolic process; proton transmembrane transport.